UCUCUCUCUCUCUCUCUCUCUCAAGUUGGUAAGACAAAGACACCCUUUGAUUCGCUUAUGUUUUACACAGAAAACACAAUCAAAGAGAGAGAAACAAACAAACACACAGAAUUCAUCUAUGUACACUUCUCUUUUACUACCACCAAACCAUGCAAUUCACUCACCAUGUGCCAUUUUACACUUUUGCCCCCUCAACCUCUCUUAAUUCACAUCUCCCUACCCUUCUCUCCAACACAACAGCAAAAUCCAAAACCAAAACACAUUCAUCAUCGUAGUGUUCAUGGCUAGCGUUGAAGAUGUUUUUGAAUUCCUUAGAAAAAAUGGAUUAUCAGAAGCAGAGUCAGCUCUCAGAGAAGACAUCAUUGAAAAGACCAAUCUCGCUUCCUUUGACUUCGAGAAAUUCUUCUUUCCGAUGAUCCCUCCGCCUCCUCCGGUCAAACUCCGGUCAAUUUCACGGUCAUCGGAGUUUCCCGCCGAUGAUGGAAAAUUCUCCAAAUCGAACUCGGUUUCUUCCGAUGAACAGUUUGUUAGCAUCGGUUCACCUAGUUCUCGUGUUUCUUCUUCCGAGUUUAUCAAUCCAUAUGGAGUCAAUUCCUCAUCUCAGACACAUAAUGAUUCUGAAUCUUCAUCUGAUAGAUUGUCACAAUUUGGUACAGCGCGCGAUUAUCAUGAGUUCGAUAUGCAACAUGAACCGUAUUGGUAUAACGAAAAUGAUGAUGAUGAUUUCAUGACUCCUAGUUUUGAUGGACCUGAUUUCUUUGGAUGUGAAACUGAAGAUAAGUUUGUUACGGAAAAUCAAGAAAAUUCUCUCGAUCUUCGUUACAAGUACAAAGAAAUACAAUUAGAGGGAAAUGAGGGUUUCAUGGGCAAGCCGAUGAAGCAAUGCAUUUGUAAUCAUUCAUCUAUAGUUGAUGAAAAUCUGGAUUACCGUCACGGGGAUGAGAAAGAUGCCGAUGUGCGUAAUUGUGAAGUUCCUAUAAAUUUUAGCUACUCUGACUUGAAGGAAAUUGAUCUGAAUGAUUUUCAUUUGAAGGAUAUUAUUGAUUCUUUUGACUCUUCUCCGCUGCUUACCGUGAAGCAACAUAUCAAUUCGUACACUAAAAAUGAUAGCAGUGAGAGGUAUAAAGAUUCAUACGACUUAACCAUCACAGUUGCUGAAACAGAUCUAUCGAAUGGGAUUGAACCUUAUGAAGUAAGAGAUGAUCGAGAGUUGAGUGAAGAUUUCCGAGAGCAAGACGUUGCCGCGGAUGGAGAGGAUAACAAUACUGAUGAUGAGCUCUUAAAAUACAUUCAAGACGAUGAAUACGAAGUAUUUGAGCUAAGAAUCGUACAUAGAAAAAAUAGGACUGGAUUUGAAGAAAAUAAAGAAGUGCCGAUUGUGCUAAAUACAGUAAUGGCUGGAAGAUACUAUGUGACAGAAUAUCUCGGUUCAGCUGCAUUCAGUAGGGUUGUUCAAGCACACGAUCUGCAGACGGGAGUCGAUGUUUGUUUGAAGAUUAUCAAAAAUGACAAAGAUUUCUUUGAUCAAAGCCUAGAUGAAAUCAAGCUUCUAAAACUUGUCAAUAAGCACGACCCGGCAGAUAAACACCACAUAUUGCGUCUUUAUGAUUAUUUCUACCAUCAGGAGCAUUUAUUCAUCGUGACCGAACUUCUGCGAGCAAACUUAUAUGAAUUUCAGAAAUUCAACCAGGAAUCUGGAGGUGAAGCAUAUUUCACCUUACAUAGAUUACAGCUCAUUACUCGACAGUGUUUGGAGGCUUUACAGUAUUUGCAUAACUUGGGAAUUGUUCAUUGCGAUUUGAAGCCCGAAAACGUUCUAGUAAAAAGUUACAAAAAGUGUGAAAUCAAGAUUAUUGAUCUUGGAAGCAGUUGCUUUAAAACAGACAAUUUGUGCCUAUAUGUACAAUCUCGAUCUUAUAGAGCUCCGGAAGUCAUGUUAGGCCUUCAAUAUGACGAAAAGAUUGAUAUCUGGUCGCUCGGCUGCAUUUUGGCCGAGCUAUGCUCCGGUGAAGUGCUCUUUCCAAAUGAUGCAGUCGUGAUGAUUCUCGCGCGCAUGAUUGGACUGUUUGGUCCUUUUGAUAUGGAGAUGUUGGUGAAAGGGCAAGAAACACACAAGUACUUCACCAAAGAGUAUGACAUUUACUUUAUGAAUGAGGAGACAGAUCAACUAGAAUACUUAAUCCCAGAAGAGACAUCAUUGGAGCAGCACCUACGGAUCACGGAUACCAUGUUUCUCGACUUCGUCGGAUACUUACUUAACACCAACCCGAAAAGAAGACCAACUGCAAGACAGGCACUAAAACAUCCAUGGCUUUCCUAUGUUUACAAGUCCAAGUAACAACAUUCUUUCUCUGGUAUGAAGGUGCAAUAACUCUGUUAAAGUUGUUCAUAUCACUGUCUCAAGCUUGUUUUCCGCAUAUUGCAAAUCUUGCAAUCAAAAUUUUGGUUUGUUAUAAGCAACAACAAGUAAAUUAAUUCAUCUUCUCGUUGUUGUAUAUUUUGUUUUUUUGUUUGUUUCAAGCUUAUGAACAGUUUGUUCUUUGUAUAGAAUUCUUUUCAUAAUUCUUUUUCUUUUCAUCAAUUGGAAGGAUUGAGCAUCACCAUAAUAA
Messenger RNA from Vicia villosa (hairy vetch), 2609 nucleotides. RefSeq lists its product as uncharacterized. The transcript has 6 exons. The coding region runs from base 281 to 2338 and encodes 685 amino acids. The record is from RefSeq and is a predicted model, not a curated record. Gene Ontology annotation, molecular function: protein tyrosine kinase activity; ATP binding; protein serine/threonine kinase activity. Gene Ontology annotation, cellular component: cytoplasm. Lineage: Eukaryota; Viridiplantae; Streptophyta; Magnoliopsida; Fabales; Fabaceae. Gene Ontology annotation, biological process: peptidyl-threonine phosphorylation; peptidyl-serine phosphorylation.